This is a messenger RNA of Protomyces lactucae-debilis, 519 nucleotides long. RefSeq lists its product as uncharacterized. The coding region runs from base 1 to 519 and encodes 172 amino acids. The record is from RefSeq and is a predicted model, not a curated record. Lineage: Eukaryota; Fungi; Ascomycota; Taphrinomycetes; Taphrinales; Protomycetaceae. The transcript has a single exon.
AUGUCAGCUGGACGCCUUCUCAAGCAAGCAGGCAUUCCUGUACCAAACUACUUUGCCAUGCAGACAUCCGCAGCAAGCACCGAACAAGAAGACGACGACAUCCUGCACGACCUCGUCGAGUUUUGCGAGUACUUUGAGCAGCGUCCAGAGCUAUCACGCGCACAGCAGCACAACGUACAAACUGUCAUGCUGCCAGGACUCGAUGCCAUGCGCGCGUACUUUGCAGGACUCCAGCAUGUCGAGAAUCUAGACUUGCUCAAGCUGAUUGGCAAAUGGGUAGGUCAUUUACGCAACCUGCUAGCUGGUCGUAAAGACCUCGAUCGUCAUCUCAAGCGAGACCUCGAGGAAGCACGUCGUAAGUCAUCAGUCACAGACAUGUCUAAUCUUCAAGGAAAGCUCAAAACUUGCAUCAGUGCAUUAUGCGUGAGUGAGAUGCUCAAGGAGUUGACACCUGCACGUCCAUUGAGUGACCAGACCGUCUCUCGUGCGCGUCAUGCCGCAGCUAUUGCCCGUCGUUGA